Molecule: messenger RNA, 261 nt
Organism: Gryllus bimaculatus (two-spotted cricket)
Lineage: Eukaryota; Metazoa; Arthropoda; Insecta; Orthoptera; Gryllidae
Source: the annotation of a GenBank genome assembly
AUGAUUGCAAUUGGAUUAAGUGAGGAUUUUUUGAAAUAUGUCGUGGUGGUUUGCGGCCUAUUCUCGCGCAUCACGUUCGCGCAUCAGCCGCAGCCGCUCUUCCUGGCGGGCCCGGCCAAACACCACUGGAUUGGCCGACAAGCUUGCGCCACGGAGGAGCGGCUACGGCGGCUGCAUCCGCCGCCUGGAUGGUCGGCGACCCGCGUACAGCUUCCAAGCUGGCGCCGCUCGGGACGCCGUCAAGGGCUUCGACGUCGGUGA